CGAGUCCUCAAGAAGAGCCAUGGGUGGGAAAAGUUCGACACCAGCGGGUAGCAGUGAACCUGAAGAGAGCUCUGCCGGGAAAGAAGGAAACCUCUCAGAUCUAACUGUGUCAGGAAAAACCACACUUGACAUUGCCAUCACAGGAGUAUCAGGUGCUGGUAAAUCAUCCCUUGUCAAUGCCCUGCGAGGGAUAUCAGAUUAUGAGGAGGAGGCAGCCAAAAUAGAUGUAAUAGAAAAAACAGCAGAGCCAAAGGGUUACCCACACCCCACCUUUCCAUAUGUAAAAAUAUGGGACCUACCAGGAAUUGGGACACCUAAUUUUAAAGCUGAGGACUACCUAGAGAGGGUAAAUUACAGCAAAUAUGAUUUCUUCAUAAUUGUUGCUUCAAAUCGCUUCACUGUCUAUGACAUCCAGCUGUCCCAUGCAAUUCAGAAAAUGAAGAAGCAGUUCUACUACACGUGGUCCAAGAUGGACAUUCACAUUACGAAUGAAAAAACGAAACCAGACUUCAGUGAGGAAGAAACCCUUCAACAAGUCAGGACAUAUUGUUUUGAUAAUUUUGCGAACGCUGGUAUUUAUACUCCACACAUUUUCCUCAUCUCCAAUUGGUACCGAGAUAAAUACGAUUUCCCCUUCCUGCAAAGGACCUUAGAGAAUGAAAUUGAGGCUCUGAGGAGACGUAUCUUAAGAACAACUGACAAAUCAACCAAACCAUCCAAACAAAGUAGAAUCCUUUUCAGCUUCCUUGAAAAAACCUUAAAAAUUGACCUUGCAAUACUGAGGGAUGCUCUGAAGGACAGAAAGCUUGAAGAGGUGGCUGAGGAAAUUAAUAAACAAUUGGAUGGACUGAAAAACGUCAAGCUUGACAUUGCCAUCACAGGAGUGUCGGGUGCUGGUAAAUCAUCCCUUGUCAAUGCCCUGCGGGGCAUGACCGAUUACGAAGAAGGUGCAGCUGGGUCUGGAAUAAUACAAACAACUAUGGACUGUCACAACUAUCCUCAUCCCUUAUUUCCGAAUGUAACCAUAUGGGAUCUACCAGGGAUUGGGACACCUGAAUUUAAACCAAAAGAUUACCUAGAGAAGGUCAAUUUUAACCAGUAUGAUUUUUUCAUGAUUGUCAGCUCGGAACGUUUCACUGAAAAUGAUGUCCUCCUGGCCCAUGAAAUUAGGAAAAUGAAGAAGAAAUUUUACUUUGUGCGCUCCAAAAUGGAUGUUAGUAUGGCUGCUGAAAUUAGGGACCCAAACUUCGAUGAAGAUAAAUCUCUUCAGAAGAUACGAAAAUAUUGCUGUGAUAACCUGACUAAGGUAGGAGAAUCUAAUCCAAGGGUUUUCCUCAUCUCCAGAUAUAAUUUAAAUAUGUAUGAUUUCCCAGAUCUGCAAGAAGCCUUGGAAAAUGACCUGGAUGAUCUCAAGAGACACGCCUUAAUUUUGGCUAUGCCACUUUUCUCAAGAAAAAUCCUCAAAAAGAAAAUGGCUGCAAUGGAGGCCCUUAUAUGGAAACUCGCUAUUGUGUCCUGUGCUAUCGGGGUGAUUCCUGUCCCAGGACUUGCUUUGUUCUGUGAUCUUAGCAUCUUGGUAGGUGCGCUGAUCCAUUUCUACAAAGCCUUUGGCUUGGAUGAAGAGUCCCUCCGCAGAGUUGCCAAGGUGUUUGGCAAAGAUUACCAAGUGCUGAAAUGUGCAAUUAAAAAUUCUCCAAUGUCCAGUGAGAUUUCAAAAAAAAUUGUAGUUGAACGCUUGAGCCAGUCGUUUCUGUGGGCAAAUCUGAGAAUAAUUGAACUGGCCUUGGAUUUCGUACCAGUAUUGGGCUCUCUGUCUGGAGGAGCUAUUUCCUUCGUCACCACAUUCUACAUGCUGAGGAGCUUCUUGAAGGACAUUGUGGAAGAUGCAGUGAGUGUUCAGGCAAAAGCAAUUGAGCCUUGACCAUCACGAUGUCCUGGCUCAAAGACCCAAGACACCAACUGGGAAAGAGAAGCCCAAAUGCAAAAUGUGUGGAAUUAUUCACUGGACCAGAACUCAAUAACAAGUGCAAAAGGCAACUGGAUUUGAAUUUCAGAUCAGAAGCUUAUUUUUCUUUUAAUUGAUUCCUAAGUUAAUUGAGCUUUUCAAUAUAAAAUUACA
Molecule: messenger RNA, 2119 nt
Organism: Heteronotia binoei (common prickly gecko)
Lineage: Eukaryota; Metazoa; Chordata; Lepidosauria; Squamata; Gekkonidae
Product: interferon-inducible GTPase 5-like
Exons: 2
Coding region: 20-1921 (633 amino acids)
Cellular component (GO): membrane
Molecular function (GO): GTPase activity; GTP binding
Source: RefSeq, a predicted model, not a curated record